UCUCUCAUACGCGGCGGCCAUCUUGAACCGUUAAAACAAGGGAGACCAGCCAUAAUGGCGUUCUUCUAAAAAGUAAAUGUCAAGUAUUUUAAAGAUUUGUCAUUUUCAAAACUCAUACGCACACAAAUGAUACUAGGUCAAAAUCAUUGGAUAUAAUUACAAUAAAGGAUGAGGCUGGGCGUACUUCUGAUCCUGACUACAUCUCUAAUCUGCGCCUUUACACAACAAAUAAAUGAGUGUCCUAAUGCCUGGAUCGAGAACUCGGGCUACUGUUACAGUUUUGUGUUUGGUCCUGUUAGGACAUACCAAGAAGCAGCGAUAUCCUGUCAGAUGACCGCUUCUACUCUUGUGACCGUCAAGACAGCUGGGGAGCAUGGAUUUAUUCAAGGCUGGCUCACUGCCCACGAUUCGGAAAGACGUGAAUGGUUCACUAGUGGAUACAGAGACGAUACAGGGUUAAUAGUUUGGGACUCGGACGGUAGCAGUGUGUCAACGGAUUUUUUUCCCGACAUUGCCACACGAGACAGAACCCAAGUGGACUCCUGGACACAGCUCAGUAAUGACGUCAUUGUGUAUAAAUAUUCAGUGUCAUCCAAGACUUAUGAAUGGGAAUGGAGCAGAAUGAUGAAAACAGGGGCGUAUAUCUGCCAGAUGAACAAAACUGAUGUGUGGAGGUUCUACCAGCAACAUCGAGAUUUCUCUUUCGGUUCCAAUGUAACUGACCACAACAAAUGGCAAGUUGGACCAAAGAUUAUCUCACAGUCCCAGGACACCGUGUUCUACCAGUCACCCAGUGGUAUGACAUCUGUCAAGCUGCACUGCUUAGCCCAGGGAAAUCCGCAGCCGACCUAUACCUGGUACCGGGAAGUUCCAAGCCAGACUGUUCCAGAGCAGUUGAGUUCAAGUCUUGAUCCAAGAUACAGCGUGUCACAAGGAAGACUUGAGAUCACUCGGCCAGACGAGUCCAAGGAUCCUGGUACUUACACCUGCAUGGCAAGCAAUAGUCUGGGCAGUGUUUUGUCUAGUCCUAUAGUUCUGUCUUACGGAUACAUUGCUGAAUUCUCCAAUGUCCAGACAAGUGCCGUGGAAGCCAUCAUGUACAUGGGCAAAAUGAUAACAUGCAACCCACCACUAGCCAAACCAGAUCGCCGAUUUAACUGGUUCAAGAGGGACUUCAACUUCAUAAGACCCGAGUUCAAUCCUCAGUACUUUAUCUCUAAGGAUGGCAAUCUGUACAUCUCUGAGGUCUACACGUCUGACCAGGAUGAGUACUACUGUAUGGUCUUCUUGGCGCCCAGGAAUGGUGAGGUUCUAGCAGGGGACCAGCCUCCAGUUCGGAUCUCAUUGGGUAUCAACUUACGUGUCCGUGGAGAAAACGCCAACACUUAUGGACCAGAUAUUCAUAACAGCUUUCCACAACAUUUUCCGAAGUAUCCAAUGAUAGGGGACACUGUGGAGAUCGAAUGCCUGGCUUAUGGAAGGCUUCCCCUGCGCUACUCCUGGUUCAGGGAAGACGCCCCUCUCAAUGAGAGGGCCUACAUGAAAGAUCAAAACCGGAUUCUGGUCCUACCAUCAGCCGGACUUGAUGACAGGGGAACUUACACGUGUGUAGUCGACGGAGACAGGAACUCAGACAACAAGUCGAUGGUUCUCAUGUUGUAUGCUACGCCGAGUUUCCCAUUUCCACUUCAAGACCAGCUGGUGGACAAACACUCGAAUCUGAUCUGGACAUGCCAUUCCAUUGGUAUCCCCAAGCCCUCUUACAGAUGGUACGUCAACGGGACCUUACUGACCAACACCAACACAUUGGGAGUGCAGGUGUUUAGAAAUAAACUGAGCAUAGACAAAGUAGACACGAGACAUAAUGGGAUGUACCAGUGUGAGGCUACCAAUGCUUACGGAACCAACCGGUCAAGCGCUGAACUAAGAACCUUAUUUUUCGCACCAAGUUUCACCAACAGACCAGUUGAUAGCACAAAGUUUGGAGCACAGGGCGGCAACGUCACCAUCGCCUGCAACCCAGAGGCGGCCCCGAGGGCUGAAAUAAAGUGGUUGAAAAAUGGGGAAGAAGUUGGCCGAGUCCUGCCCAGCGGAGCUCUGGAACUGACCUCGUUGUCCCAGUCUCAAGCCGGAACGUACACCUGUGUUGCCACGAACGAGCUAGGAGAGGCCAGGUCAUCUUGUGUUUUGACCGUUGUAGCUUCUGUGGUCAUCAGUGAAGCGCCAGCACACUUGGAGAUAAGCCAGAACGAGACGGCCUUGAUGUCGUGCAGAGCGUCCUACGACCAGAGCAAGCUGGAUGUGGUUUACACCUGGAUGUUCUACUCCCACGCCAUCGACCUCACAGACGGAAGUGAGGACAUAGUGCACUAUUCAAUGCCCUACAAAGACACGGACAAGGCAGGAAUGCUGUACAUUAUUGCUGCGAGCUAUCAACAUGAAGGCGAGUAUACCUGCAUUGUGACCUCAGUGACUGGAACUGUACGGGCGAGCGCUUUCCUAGCAGUCAAGGGUCCACCUGGAGAGCCUGGAGGUGUACACGUCAGGCAGAGUCAGAACAGUACUUACUACAAUCACAAUCACCUGGAGUUGUGGUGGAAAGACGGAGAGUUCCAUGGGUACCCAGUCACCAAGUAUACCAUUGAGUACCGGAACUACUGGGACUCGGAGUGGAAAGUUCUGAAACAAGAUAUUAGAGUGGAAGACACUGUUCUUCAGAGUUUUCCCGAAUGGCAUGGUACUGAGAUCACCGAAGGCUUGUCUCCAGGCACGUCAUAUCAGUUCAGGGUUAAGUCUGGCAACAAUGAAUUAGGUUACAGUCCACCAAGCAGUGAGCCCUACAGGUGGUACACCAUGACGUAUGACGUUCCAUUCUACGCCCCUGAGAAUGUUCAUGGUGGUGGGGGCAGUGUUGGUCUGCUGGUCAUUAAGUGGAAUCCUCUGCCUAGAAGCCUGUGGGGUGGGAGCUCUAUCCACUACAAUGUCCAUUAUAGACGUCAAGUAGCCAUAGGAGAAGGAGACAAAUGGGAGUCCAAAGAAGGCCUGACAGACACAUUUCUUCAUGUCACUGUGGGAGUGGAGUUCUAUUACACCCCUUACGAGGUCAAAGUUCAAGCUGUGAAUGAAAUUGGAAAAGGUCCCAACUCUUCCAUAGCCAUUGUAUAUUCAGCUGAAGAUGUACCGGCCAACGUCGCUCCUACAUUUGACAAUGCUCAGGUUCUUAACGGCACAGCAGCUGUGGUCAGUUGGAUACCCAUCCCCAACACUAGAGAGGCAGCAAGAGGAACUGUAUUUGCAUACCAGGUGAAUUAUUGGCAAGAGCCUACAACUUUGUGUCUUGGAAUCAACGAGCACCUGGCUUUGUUCAGCCGUUUCUAUGGCGACGUGUCCAGCGGUCUUAUUAUCGGCAUGAUACCGGAGGGUCACUACUGUUUCAACCUUCAGUUUCUGAACCACGCGGGAAUCGGCCCCAAAACUGACAUUUACAAUUUCAACCUUAACUUGGCUCCGCCUGGCAACUACCCAGAAUACGUCACGGUGAUGUCACACGGAAAUGAUAGUGUGAGACUGUACUGGAAAGGUGUAUUUAUAAAUCCAGGGGAGGAAACCAUCAUCGGAUACAAGGCCUGGUACUGGGACAUCAGAGAGGACAUAAGGGCGGCCAAAAAUGCGACUUUUGGCAAAACCUUCACCGGAGUCCUGCACGGCAUUGAGAGAGACACGAUCUACAAAGUCCGAGUGUUUGCCUAUAGCAUAGGAGGGGACGGCAAGAAAAGUGGAGAUGUCUUUUUUACAUUAGGUGGUCAGGUUCAAUACAAUCCAGCAACGACGGAUAUCUUCAACAGCUCGCCAGGACUCCGGUGGUCAAACUUGUGGUCAGCAUUGCUUCUAGCGUUACUUCUCGUUAUUCAAACAAGUUCUUGAGUGUUUGUUCAAAUCCCCAUGAAGAAAUGCACGUGACAAUGAAAAAAAAAGCAAUAGCUUCUGACACCAAAUGUUAAAGACAAUUUGACCCUUUCUAUAACAGUCAUAGCGUUUGAUCAAUCUGUUUGACAAAUAGCGCUCUCUCAUUUUAUCUCCCCAUUUAAACUGAGACAAGAAAUAAUUUUUCAAUAAAUGUGUUGUAGCAGAGAGUAGGGUGCAACAUUGAAAUGAUUUUUUGCUUUGAAUAUAUUUCUUCAUUCAUAAAAAUUGCAUGAUUUACUGUUUUUUAUUUGCUAUGUUUUAUAUAUUUUAAAUAUUUUUAAUGUAUAUUCAUGAAAGCUGUAUGCAAGCUCAUUGAUUGACCUUUUAAGAUCAUGAAAACACGUUGUCCCACCAAAUCGACACUAUUACAAUACAAUAAAAAUGCCUUUUCAGUUUUUACAAUCACUUGUAUAGAGAGACAUUAUCAUAGAAAAAAAUGUAUCGCGUUUUGCUUGACUUAAGUAUGAAUGCUAUUUUAAAGAACAGUAACCCAGUAAAUGUUAUAAUGGAAAAGGGAGGUAAUUUACACGAACAUAAUACAUGUAGCAUGAAAUAAUGACGAUAGUGCUUCUUCAUUGACAUGACGGACGUCUUAAACUUCUGCCAUUGAAUCUCAUUAUUCAUUUCUCCCAAACAUUCUGGGGUGGACUAAUUCUUGACACAAUUUACCCCUAGAUUAUAUACACAGUCCUAGCUUUAGUUUUUUGAAUGAAUGGUAUAGAAACUCCAGUUACAUGUAGUCCAUGCAUAUUUAUGUUUAAAUUACCAGAAAGUAUUCUGUUGGGAUACGCGUUGUCCAGGUCGUAAGGAACUGUUCUAUGUAAACAUGACUUUUGAAAGAGUAUUUUACCUGUAGUUUCACUAAUAUAUUGUUUUUCUAUUUUUACGAGAAUAUGUAAUUAAAUGAAAUGAACAACAAAAAUAGUGA
This is a messenger RNA of Biomphalaria glabrata, 4894 nucleotides long. Its product is annotated as contactin-like. The record is from RefSeq and is a predicted model, not a curated record. The coding region runs from base 169 to 3924 and encodes 1251 amino acids. The transcript has 28 exons. Gene Ontology annotation, molecular function: protein binding. NCBI's taxonomy places the organism in Eukaryota, Metazoa, Mollusca, Gastropoda, Planorbidae. Gene Ontology annotation, biological process: cell-cell adhesion.